Messenger RNA from Pipistrellus nathusii (Nathusius's pipistrelle), 1665 nucleotides. The record is from the annotation of a GenBank genome assembly. Lineage: Eukaryota; Metazoa; Chordata; Mammalia; Chiroptera; Vespertilionidae.
AUGAUGCUCUCAAGGGCCAAACCUGCUGUGGGUGGGGAUCUGCCCCACACCGACAAAAGGAAGAAGAAAGGCAGGAAGAUGCCAAAACUAGAGGAGCUGCUUUCACAAAGAGAUUUCACCGGAGCCAUUACCCUAUUGGAGUUCAAACGUCAUGUUGGGGAACAAGAAGAGGAUACUAAUUUGUGGAUUGGAUACUGUGCUUUUCACCUGGGUGACUACAAGAGAGCUUUGGAGGAAUAUGAAAAUGUGACAAAAGAGGAAAAUUGCAAUCCUGAAGUCUGGGUGAAUCUAGCCUGUACCUACUUUUUUCUUGGAAUGUAUAAGCAAGCUGAAGCUGCUGGAUUCAAAGCUCCAAAAAGCCGACUUCAAAACCGCCUCCUCUUUCAUUUGGCUCACAAGUUUAAUGAUGAGAAGAAGUUGAUGAACUUCCAUCAGAAUCUUCAAGAUAUCACGGAAGAUCAGCUCAGUUUGGCCUCAAUCCACUAUAUGCGCUCUCACUACCAAGAAGCUAUUGAUAUUUAUAAGCGAAUACUGCUAGAUAACAGGGAAUACCUUGCCCUUAAUGUUUAUGUGGCUCUGUGUUACUACAAAUUGGAUUACUAUGAUGUGUCUCAAGAAGUUCUGGCUGUUUACCUUCAGCAAAUUCCUGAUAGUACCAUCGCACUCAAUCUUAAGGCCUGUAAUCAUUUUCGUCUUUACAAUGGCAAAGCAGCUGAGGCUGAACUCAAAAGCUUGAUGGACAAUGCUUCUUCUUCCUUUGAAUUUGCGAAGGAACUCAUCAGGCACAAUCUGGUUGUCUUCCGAGGAGGUGAAGGGGCUUUGCAGGUUUUGCCUCCCCUGGUUGAUGUCAUUCCUGAAGCAAGGCUAAACUUAGUGAUUUACUACCUUCGUCAAGAUGAUGUACAAGAAGCUUAUAACUUAAUCAAGGAUCUGGAACCUGCUACUCCUCAGGAGUAUAUCCUCAAGGGAGUGGUCAAUGCAGCCCUUGGCCAGGAAAUGGGAUCGAGGGAUCAUAUGAAAAUUGCCCAACAGUUCUUCCAGCUGGUGGGAGGAUCAGCUAGUGAAUGUGACACAAUACCAGGGAGACAGUGCAUGGCUUCCUGCUUUUUCCUGCUCAAGCAAUUUGAAGAUGUCUUGAUUUAUCUCAACUCAUUUAAGAGUUACUUCUAUAAUGAUGACAUCUUUAACUUUAAUUAUGCCCAGGCCAAAGCUACAACAGGCAAUACCAGUGAGGGUGAAGAGGUUUUUCUUUUAAUACAAAGUGAGAAGUUAAAAAAUGAUUACAUUUACCUCAGUUGGUUAGCUCGAUGCUAUAUAAUGAAUAAGAAACCAAGACUGGCCUGGGAACUUUACCUCAAGAUGGAAACCUCCGGCGAGUCAUUUAGCCUCUUACAGCUCAUUGCUAAUGACUGCUACAAGAUGGGCCAGUUUUACUAUUCAGCCAAAGCUUUUGAUGUCCUAGAGAGGCUGGAUCCUAACCCUGAAUAUUGGGAAGGCAAGAGGGGGGCCUGUGUGGGCAUUUUCCAGAUGAUCUUAGCUGGGCGAGAACCCAAAGAGACCCUUCGAGAAGUGCUCCAUCUAUUGAGAAGCACAGGUAACACCCAAGUAGAGUACAUCAUCCGGAUCAUGAAGAAAUGGGCCAAAGAGAACAGGGUGCCUGUGUGA